UCUCACUUCCUGCGUUAGCGGUGACUAUAAAAGCAGGCGACGCGUCCUCGCGUGGGCCAACUGACAUCUUAAAGACCAAUCAGAGCAGAGCCUGCCGGAGCGGCGAGCCAAUCAGCUGCCGAGGCUUCAGGUGUCGGUUUGUCGUCGGGGACUGUUUUGAUGCAGUUUGGGGGAAAAUGUUGGACGGGACGUUUGUCCACGCAAACAUCGACGGGAGCGUGUGUUCGUCGGGACGAGCCGAAAUGGACGCCCCAGCCCCAUCAGCAGCAGCAGCAGCAGCAGCAGCACCCCACACGGAUAUCUAGUGUCACAAGCAACUCCAGUCCAGUUCACAUCCUUGCUUCCAACAAACGCAAGAAACCCAAACCGUUCUCUUGUCUUCUAUGACACAUCCAAUUUAUGCCCAGCUAGAUUCGGUAGAAUCGCUGUUGGACGAACUCCCAUAUAUGUUUUAUCUGGGCCUGUUCUUUGUGAACGUCCUGAUCCUCUACUAUGCCUUUCUGAUGGAGUACAUCGUCCUGAAUGUGGGGAUAGUGUUUCUGCCUGAGGACAUGGACCAGGCGCUGGUGGACCUCGGGGUGCUGUCCGACCCGGCGUCUGUCCCUUACGACACAGACACGGAGCUGGAUGUGUUUGAGGGUUAUCUUGAGUGACACAAGGACGAAAAGUGGAAAGGUGGUGAUGAUGCAGAGGUCUGAUCUCAGCCUGAAUACUCCCUGGUCUGUCAUGUGGGGAGGAAAUGCCUCAAGGUGGAUGCUCACGGACAUAUGGGUGAAAAAGCUGUCUCGGCUCAAACUAGGGUAGCCUGAAGUGAUUCAGCACCGCCGGCGACUCUUCCCUUGGGAAGAGCACUCUGCACUGGAUCAGCUGUCAGUCAAAUCAAUCUAUUGCCCAUGAUAAAAAACUGCACUGGCAUCCGUGCCCCCCUCACUGUGGACACGAUGAAAGAUACAAAGGAAGUGCUGCAAGAGGGGAAGGAGACAGCCGUGGAUGAAAAAUGAAUGUCACUCGAGAUGUUGAGCACGAUUCAGAUCGAUACACUUUUUUAAAGUGAUCAGUUACCAAGGCUGCGCAGAGAUCUGGUAGCUGACCGCUGAAGGAAGUGAAUAGAAAACUUUCCACUUCAGUCACAGUGUGAUGUCUUCCGCGGUGUGAGUCAGAAGAACUUGUCCACAUGUCCACUAUAGGUCUGUCGCAUACUUAAUCACCCGCAGAGCAACUUGUUUCAACCGUUUGUCCUUUUUUUGUUUUGUUUUUAAGUUUUCGAAACGCAUCGCUUGAUCAGCAGGCUCACUCAUUCCGGAGGCGCAAGUGUAAAAUGUGUCUUUUGAGGUCACCCACAUUGUCUGUCUGCUUCAGGGAUGUACACACUCUCAGGAGCACAGUUAGGAACUUGUGCACUGGCAGGACACAGACACUGUAAACAGGACAUAGGAAAGCCCCAAUCACUUCACACUGGCUCAUAAAUCAGGAGCACCACCACAUUUUUCACUGUAAUGUAGAAAGUAUUAAAGUACCUAGGUAGGUUUUCUGAUAAUCUAUAGUAUAUCCUAUUAGUAAUUUGGAUUAUAUGCAAAUUACAAUUUAAAUUCACUUAACAGUAAUAGAUUACUAACAACCACAAGUGGCCAAAUGUGUCAAACUGUUAUGAGUUGUGUCAAAGGCUGAAACCUCAUGAAGACGCCCUAUUUUUCAUUCUGUGUUGCAUACAUUUUUAGUUUUUAAAUGUGAGUUACACAUGGAAAAACUCGGCAUGAUAUCUGUUCAGUUUAGUCGUCAAACUCUUGUUUUAUCAGACUUUCUUCUGUUCGUUAUGAAUUUAGAAGAUAAAAUAAUUAUUCUUGGCAGCAAUAAUGAACUGGAGUCAAGCGAAGAGGCGGUUUCAGUAGUUACACAGAUGAGAUCAUGCACAGAAUCACGUCUGUGAUGCUUGUAAAAGGGGAGCUCAGUUGAUUUACUAGAAUAUUAAAAUGUAGAUAUGAAAGUACUGUACCCGGACAAUUUUUGGAAGCAAUACAGAGGAACAAAUGUUUUCUCCUCGCGUAGAGUACUGCCCACCAGAAUAAGCAGAUUGUUCAUAACAAUCGUCACAAUGUGGUCGUAACUAAAGCUGUAGAGGCCGUUCCAAUUUGCACAUGCAUGUUUCAUAAUCUCAGUAAGUUUUUGUCCAGUCUUUUCUUGCCUGUCAGUGGUUUAAACAUUACAACCUUUCACCCACAUGUUUGACCAUCACUUGGCCUACUCAUCUCAAAUGGUAUAUUUAGAUACAGUCCGUUAAUUGUCCACAGCAACUUUGUGUAGUAAUGAAUUCAAAAGAAAAAUGCAACUUAAGAACAGGGAUGUAAAGAAUAAUUGUGUCCAACACUUUGAUGGCUGUUUUCCACCAGUAUUAAUUCACGAAGGCUGAUAACCAAAUUGUUUCUUGGCUGCCAGUAAGCAAUGUUUUGUUUGUGGGGACAUUUGCAGUGUUUUGAUUGGAUUGUUUGUUCCUUUGUAUAAAUCAGUGUCCAUUAAAAAGAAAUCUAUUUUUGGCAGGAUUAAAAAAAUAUAUAUAUAUAUCCAUCUGAAAGGCACUUAGAUCACAUGACACCAAAGCUCAGGAUACUAAUAUUCAUUAAAUAUUGUAAAACAUGUCUGUGUGGAAUUUGAUCAAAAAGUCAUUGAAUGAAGACUAAGUAAGUUCGUACUGUAGAUGACAAGUAAGUCAUCAAUACCUAUUCGAGAAGACGCUGGAGGUGGAUGACAUUACCAGGCUGACUUUUAACCCAAUGUCUGAAUGUCAGGACGAUGAUUUGAGAAAAACAAAUGUUUAAGUCGCUCCCCAUACUCGAGUGAAGCGGUGAGAUGAGGAGGAUCUUCAGUUUUGUACAAAAACUGUGUUGGUCGCAGGUAUCAAACUGUUUGUGCCAUUUUCCCGGGCACGACACCACACUGUGCUGGUCAGGUUCUGAUCAACUCUGCUCACAGCAUCUUAGUUUAGUGGAAAACACAUAAGACGUCACAAGGACUUUGACGGAUAGGAGCUUCUGCCCAAGUUGUUGGAUGUUUAGUCAUCAACAUACAGCCUUUACCCAACGCUUGUGUCAUCCCUCCACAUGUACUUCUUUGCAGACACGCACACGCUACAAUAAGCUAUGGAUCGUUAACAGAGUUUUAUUUUCCAAUGUGUAUUUAAUAAACUUUGAGCGAAUGCCA
Messenger RNA from Larimichthys crocea (large yellow croaker), 3195 nucleotides. RefSeq names its product Dexi homolog (mouse) (gene dexi). The record is from RefSeq and is a predicted model, not a curated record. The coding region runs from base 384 to 653 and encodes 89 amino acids. The transcript is spliced from 3 exons. Lineage: Eukaryota; Metazoa; Chordata; Actinopteri; Sciaenidae.